Molecule: messenger RNA, 1023 nt
Organism: Panicum hallii
Lineage: Eukaryota; Viridiplantae; Streptophyta; Magnoliopsida; Poales; Poaceae
Product: dual specificity protein phosphatase 1B-like
Exons: 5
Coding region: 171-767 (198 amino acids)
Biological process (GO): negative regulation of MAPK cascade; protein dephosphorylation
Cellular component (GO): cytoplasm
Molecular function (GO): MAP kinase tyrosine/serine/threonine phosphatase activity; protein tyrosine/threonine phosphatase activity
Source: RefSeq, a predicted model, not a curated record
GACGCAUAUAUUCGUUGGCACGGAGAGCCAGGCAUCUGUAGCGAUUACCCUGGUCCUCCUCGCUCCCCUCGCCUCUCUUCGGUCGGCAGUAAUCACCGGGACAAGGAAAGGAAAUCCUCGAUCUCCCGUCCCAACUCCUCAGCAAGCGCGCCGAGAGGAGGAGCGAAGCCAUGUCCGUGCCGGGGGCGGGGCAAGCGGCGGAGAGAGAUGAGCGCGGGAGGGACGACUACGAGCAGCAGCAGGCCCGGGUGCUCAUGGCGCUGAUGCGGGGUUUCUGCGCCGCGCGGUACCGCAAGGCCGACAACACGCCAUGCCCCAUCGAGCAGGGUCUUUACUUGGGAUCUGUUGGCGCAGCAUUGAACAAGGAGGCUCUUAAGAGCUUGAACAUCACCCAUGUAUUGAUUGUAGCAAGAUCAUUGAAUCCAGCUUUUCCAGCUGAAUUCAAUUACAAGAAGAUCGAGGUACUUGACAGCCCUGACACUGAUCUGUUAAUGCACUUUGAUGAAUGCUUUAGUUUCAUAGAUGAAGCUAGAAGCUCUGGAGGCAAUGUGCUAGUCCAUUGCUUUGCUGGGCGGUCAAGGAGUGUGACAAUUGUUGUUGCAUAUCUAAUGAAGAAGCAUCGAAUGAGCCUCAAAAGUGCCUUAUCUCUAGUUAGAAGCAAACGACCUCAAGUGGCUCCUAAUGAGGGGUUUAUUUCCCAGCUGGAGAACUUUGAGAAAUCCCUGGAAGUGGAGCAGGAACAGAGAACGCAUUCUUUGCAGAGCUAAUUAUAGGUGUAGGGGCGUGUAUGUCAAGAAUACAAUGUUAAGAGCCUCCUGCCUGCAUAUUAUGUCAUCUAGAUAUGAAUGCCUUGGCAAACCGGUAGGGCUUCAUUGCUUUGUUCUGUAAACAAGUGACAUUGGUCACUCAUCGAAUGGGUUCCAUUGUAUUGGAAUGUGGUUUACAUGCUCAACAAUCAUCACUGUAAUUUCUAUUCCAAAUCAAAUGUUAAUAAUCUGCGCUACUUCUUAUUUUAAUUUUUUA